GUGUUGGUGAGUGCAUGGCCUCGACGUCGAUCCAGUUCUAAGAUUUUUAUUCCGCAACGCCGCAGUUCCUUUGCAUAUGUAAUAUUUACCAAGAUAUUAUUCGUAAUGGUGUUCUGUAAAAGGCCAUGGAUUUGAUGAAAACGAAUUUGUGUGCACGUGGGAGGAAUAUGAGUUCCUAGACUUAUCAGAUGUGAAAGAAGCGGAACUAAGCAGUUUGCAGUGUGCACUCUUCGAGAAAAAACCUGAAACUGCAUCCACCAUCGCAACCGUCGGUUGGACUGACCCUGCUGUAGAUAUUUCGUCUUGUUCAUCGAGCACGGCGGGACCACCGACCGUGUCGAGCAGUCUGGACAGCCUGUCGGGCGGCGAGUGCGAGAUGGCGCCCCACUCGCCGCAGCGGAGCGCGGGAGGGCCGCCACACGCGCCGCCGCCAUACGUGCAGCCGCCUGCAUACCCGCCCCCUCCGCCUCAUCAGUGGCCGGUCGGCCCCCCUAAUGUAUACGUGAGCCAAGUCACAGCUAACGUCAAUGUACAUGGUUACAUGGGUCAGUACUAUCAGCCACCGCAACCGCAGUACGUCCCCCCACCGCCACAACAAGUGGAACGAAAUUCCAGAAAUCACAGAAGAGAACGUCGUAACAAACGAGCCCCUUCACCUCCUCCACCGCAACCGCCUCCAUAUUAUGUACCAUAUUCACAGUACUACCCGGCAGCCCAAGCUCAAGGAGCGCCAUUAUACCAUCUGCCGAUGUAUCAGCCUCUAGUGUAUGGACCAUAUGCAUAUCCACCAUACUAUCAAGAAUAUCCGAUACCUGUUGAAGGAGAUGCAGGUGACAAAGGACCAGAUGAAUAUCAGCAAGAAGUUGUUAUGGAACAAGAAGCAGUAGACGCGUACUACGCAAGCGCACACUAUGCGGCCCCACCAUAUGGUCCACCAGUUGAAGGCGCUGUAGAAUACAUGCCUCCUAUGUAUUUACCGCCACCACACCACCCGGCGCCUAUGCCUAUUCCGCAGCAACCACCCCAUCAAUCUACACCACAUCAGUUCAAUGUGCAUGCUAAAAACUUUGUUUUGGGACAGAACCACAAUAAAAAUUUUACACCUGAUAAACAAAAUCAGGAACAAAAACCACCUACAACACCUACAACAGCUACAGUUACAAGCAAUGUUGAAGCACUUCCUAUUAAAGAUCUUAAAAUCAGUAAGGGACCGAGUAGUCCAAAACAAGAGCGUCCACCUGAGGUCGUAGCACCAAAACCUACUCCUCCGAUCGAAAAAACAUCACCGACGCUUAAGACAGAUCCUACUAAGCCUGCAUGGACACCUGAAAAUAAACCACAAGAAACUAAUCAAGCUCAAAAUACAACAAAAACAUUCCCACAAACAACUGCUAUAAAUGCAAAUACUCAAACAGCAAGUGCAAAAGUACCUCCGGUGCCUGGAAAGGCACUUAAAGGACCUACUGCACCUUUUUCUACGGGCAAUAAGCAACCCCCCAAACCUACUGUUCCCACCGCUGUUCCAGUACAACAAUCAGCCUCUACACCAAAAGCUCCUUUCGGCAACAGACAGAAGCGUGAAGGUAAUACGAAUCGCUCUCCAUCUACUGAAAAUGCAGAAAUUGAAAAAACAGUUCCGAUUGAACACCCUAAACGAGAGCCACCAUUGCCACCUAGUAAGGCUCCCAUGCCAAUAUCGAUUACUCUUCACGCUCAAGGGCCACCAGUGAUAGUAACCAACAAAUCGCCAUUUGCCCAUUCGAGAAAAGCAGCUGCAGUGCCAGAACCUCCUCCAGCGCCACAAUUGCCGCCGCCGGCUCCUACAGCGUCUGAUUUUCCUCCUCCCCCUACACCUAGAAAUAGAGGAGAACCAAUUCCCCCACCAGUUGUGCAACCACAACCCCAGCCGGCUCCUGGAAAAUCUUGGGCAAGCCUUUUUUCUAACAAAAAUAGCAGUAUAACAAGUACAACUUCUCCUUCGACAGUUCCACUUGAGGAACCGUCCAGUCCUACAACUUUGACACCACCGGCAGCUACUAAUGUCCAAAAACCAGUAGCCAAAGUACCUCCAUAUGAUGCAUCUCCAUUGAUGACUUCUGUAGUAGAUAAAGCCAUACCAACUGUACGACCAACAACUACAGCUGCGCCUACUAUAUCUUAUUCUGAGAAAACAUCAGUAAACGCCGUGAGCAAUGUGAACGCACCAACCACGGCAACAAAGCCAGCUACCACACCAACAUCAACCGAUGUCCGAGAAGUGCCUAUUCAAAAAGAAAGUUCACCGACAGUACCAGUUCAACCGUCGCCAUUCAGUGAUGAUCCUAAUUCAUACAGAAUGGGAGAAUUUUUGUCAAAAUAUCAGUUGGAAAAUCGUCCCGUUUCGCUCCUGCCUCGCGGUUUGACCAAUCGUUCCAAUUACUGUUAUGUGAAUGCGAUUCUACAGGCGUUGAUUGCCUGUCCUCCCUUCUACAACAUGCUAAAAGCACUUCCAUAUCAGACACGUCGUGGGAAAUCAAGCACACCCGUAAUUGAUUCAAUGGUAGAGCUGUGCUAUGAAUUCAGUCCGCUGGCUAGCGCCGCUCGACGCGGGCGAGGUGAAGCCGGGCCGUCCGGAGCCGGAGCUCCUGCAGUACCCGCUGGACCUCCUCUGGACGGAUCAGCAGGGCUUCGUGUGCUAAGGGCUCUGCGUCCCUUCCCUGGCUCCCAAGAAGGCCGACAAGAGGACGCAGAGGAAUUCCUUGGGUGCUUGCUCAACUCGCUAAAUGAUGAAAUGCUUGAGCUUAUUAAACUAGUAGAGCCGGAAGAACCAAAAGACAGCAAUGGAAGACAGAAUGGUGUUGUCGCUCAAGAACAACCUGCCGAAGAGGAAGACGAUGAUGAUGAAUGGAAGGUAAUGGGCCCGCGCAACCGCGGCGCGGUGGAGCGGCGCUGGGCCGCGCGCCGCACGCCCGUGGCGGACAUCUUCCGCGGCCGCACGCGCCUGCGGCUGCACCGCGCUCCUCACCACGACGUCACUGAUGCCGUGCAGCCUUUCUUCACAUUGCAACUCGAUAUUGAGCGUUCCAACACCGUUAAAGAUGCAUUAGAACUCUUAGCGGGCAAGGACACUCUAGAAGGUGUCUCUGAUGCCUGGCAGCAGCUUUCUUUAGAACAACUGCCAGUGGUGUUGCUGCUGCACCUUAAGUGCUUCCAACUGGAUGCUGAAGGUCACACAGCAAAAAUUGUCAAGAAUAUUGACUUCCCUAUUGAUCUUAAGAUUGAUCCCAAAAUAAUGUCUUCUAAGCAUACAACUAAGCAACGUCUCUACAAGCUAUUUGCAGUUGUAUAUCAUGAAGGAGUAGAGGCAGUUAAGGGACAUUAUCUUACAGACACUUUCCACGGGCAAGCUGGUUGGAUAAGGUAUGAUGACUCAACUGUGACACAAGUGACAGAUUCUCAGGUGUUAAAACCAAAGCCUCCACGAAUGCCGUACCUUCUGAUGUACCGUCGUCACGACACACUUGUUCCACAUCGUCCCCCCGGCAAACCAGAGUAAGGUAUUGGAGGCCUAAAUAUAUCAGACAAUAUUACAUUAGUGUUAUUGUGAAGUGAUUUCAUGUGAGCCGGUGUAUAUAAUAAGUUAACUGUGCCUGUCUAAGACUUGUUACUGCACAACGAAUUCACUGUAUUUAAUGUAAGUACAUUUAAAAUUGAUUUGAAAGAAUAAUUAGUUUGCAUUUUAUUUUGUGGCACAAAUAUUUCAUGAUUUUUGUUAUUUUUUUCACUGAAAGUAACUGUCUUUGCCUUUUUUAAGUUGUGUAUAUUUUUUUUUUUUAAGAAACUGUUAAUCUUAUUUAAAUUUAGUGUAAAUAAGACAAGCUGUAAAUAAACGUUUUGUAUAGAGUGCAAAAUAGAGAUAUUUUGUUUCAUCAAUGCAUAUAUUUCAUCACAAAAUAUAUUCGAUAAAAUUAUAUCUUGCGAGUCAUAUAAUAUUAGGAAAAAUUACAUGUAUGUAAAUAUUGUCCAUGUAUAUUACUCGAGUGGAGAUUGUUUGAGUUACCGAUUGUCAUUAUCGGCUGUAAUUGUGAAAAAUGUGAAACAUUCUAAAAGUUUUUUAUUUCUAAAAUGUACAUAAGAUUUGUAAAUUAAUAAUUCUAUAGAAUAUAUUUCAUGUUGAUAUGUUUAUCCAACUCCUUUUUUAGAUGUAAGGUUUUGACAAUAUGGAAUUGUGUUAUAAAUUUUUAAAAAUAUAAAAAAAAAUGAAUGGUAAUGUAAAACUUCAUACAUGGUUCUGUAUUGAUCAUCAUUCUUUCAAUCAUGCAUCAACUAUUCAAUAUUGAUGUAAAGUACAAAGAUUGAAUAUUGUUGUGAUAGUAGAAAGGAGGUGCACUUUUUGCUUUUAUUCAACUAUUUGCAUAUCUUUUAUAUUUUGCAUUAUAUUGUACUAAAAUUAUAACUAUAUUUUUCUGUGCUGCCAAUGCAUGCUAAUUUUAUGUCGAUGAGUGUAAAUAAAAACAAAUUGUGCAUUCUACACCAGAUUGCAUUUUAAAGGAUAUGCGAAUGUAUGAACUAUGGAACAACUCGACUUAAAGAUUUCGUCCUAGAUUAAUUAAAAUAUGUAAGGGUUUGAGUGGAUUGUUCAAUGUUAGAGUUUACGGAAACGGUGCUUCGACGGACUGAGAGUAAGGCAGUGAGUGAUGUGCCCUUGGUAUUGUGAUAUGGAAUGUGAAAGGACGAUUACUACAGAUUGUUUAGUCGUAAAAAUUGUUAUAUUGUAAGUGUUAAAUUUAAAUAGAAUAUAUGUUAUCUCGCCGUUGGCCUCUGUGGACGUCUGUUUUUAAUAUUAUUCAAAAUCAACUUGUGAUCUAUCAUUUCUGUUGGUAAAGAAAUUUUUGUAUUGUGUAUGAAUGCGUAAUUUUCUGUUGGGGUGUAUGGAAAUUUUACAAGUAUUUAACAAUAUAAUUUUGUUUUAUAUGUGACUAGUUUGGAGCGUAGCUGCAUUUUAGAUCAAGAAUCAACAAUGUAUUGAUUACGAUCUGUUGCGAUCGCUGAUCUCAAAUAAAUGUUGUUGGAAUCACAUGUUUAAUGUGUAUGUAACUUUACUCACUAGAAAUUGAAGGCAAUAUAUCAAGGCCUUAAAAAAAAUAUUUUGCUAGAAUCAAAUUAAUAAUAAUUAAAGUUUUGAGUUUGCUACUAAAUAGAGCUUUUUACUUAAGUGUUAAAAAAAUGAUCUAAAACACAAUUUGGUUCCAGUCCAAUUGUAAUAAAAAAUAUUUAGUCUUAAACUUAGUCAAUUUAACUACUAUCAUAAUGAAGAUUGAUAUAGGUUUAGUUUGAUAAUUUUCUGGUACAGAGUUAUAUAUGACUAACGUUCUAAGCUUUUAUAUGUAUAACUUGGUUGUUGUUAUUCGUUUAUUUGGAGUUUGGGUAGCUCAUAGUAUAUAGUUAGUGAUGUAAUGGCAUUAUUAUUAAAUAUAUAAACACACACCAUUACAUAUGAUUAGUUUUUUGAGUAAAAACUGAGCCAAAAGUAUAAAUACAAUUUACUUUAACUUAAGCAUUAAAUGUGUGAUUUAUUGAAAUGAGUCUAUGAUCAAUUAAUAUAUUUGAUAAUUGAACUGCCUUAGAAAAAUAAUUAUAAAUUAAUUUAUCUCUAAUGGCAGUUGUACUUUAGUAUGAUUUUGGCUCAUAUUCUUUAAAUACCAGAAUAUCAAAUAACCAAAUAGCUCUCUGGUAGAGCUGACAUAAAUUUUAAAUUACAGAUCAUAUUGUAAUAUGUAUGUUAUUUGCACAAAUCGAUUUUAAGUUAAAUGUUCCUUGCGAUGACGCUGAAUUAUUUGCAUGUAUUAAAAAAAAAAAGUGAAGUGGAGCAUACACCAAAAAUGAAAUUAUCUGCUGUCUCGAGUUGUGAUAUUUGAUUAAACAAUGCAAUUCCUGUACUUCUUGAAUGCAGAAGUAUAAUAUCAAUUUCAUUAAAAGAUUGUAAAAAUGUAAAUUCGACAUACCAUAUUAUGGUAUAAUGAAUAUUGUAAAGAUUAGUUGUUUUGCUCGAGUAAAACAGACUAAGAAUGAAUGCAGAAUAUAUUUAUAUAUAUUUGUAAAUAAUGAGUAAGUGUAGUCCAUUAUGUGUAAUGCUCCUCUUGUGCGUAAGACUGAGCAAGGGGUCCCCAAAUGCCGGUGUGUAAUUUUAUUAUUGAGCACUUUAGAAUAAGAUUUCUUCUUGUAAUGAUGGCCUGCCUUUUGAUUUUGUCUAAGUUGCGUUGCAUAUUUAUUGUUACAUGUGUACUGGAGUUGGAAUGUGCCGAAUUUACGAAUGCUUUAGGUGUAUCAAUUAUAUCUGAUUUGAAAUUGUAAUUACGAUACAGCUUAUGAAGACGAUCUGUAAAGUGUUUUACUUUUUUUUUAAAUCGAAUUUAACUUAUGAAUAAAAAUUUUGGACCAAAACGAAUAGCUAAAAGCCAUAAAAAUUGGUUGUACAUUAUUUGAAUACAAAUCCUAUCAUCUUAAUGUUAUAAAAUAAUGUUCAGAUAUUUUCAUUGAUCCCACUUGGCUGUUUUUAAUGAUUCAAAACAAGCGAACUUCAGGGCUUCAUUUAAGGCCAAAAACUAGGUAAAUGUUUGCCAAUAUCCGAUACUUCUCGAAUAUCGCGUAAAUUUCGUGGCUACGUCCAGCCCGUUUACGGCUACCGCGAACCGAAGGUUGGAGACCGCUGGCCACAUACGAGCCGUCGUAACAUUUAAUAACGUAUCAAUUUUUAUCACAUUUUUCCAAUUUCAGUGUAGAUAUAAUAAACUGUUAAAAUGUAAAUUAGUUUGUGUACUGAAUAGUAAACGUUCCUGAUAUAGUUAUUAUUGUCUGAACAACUGUGAGUGAAUAUGAGAUAAUUUUAUUACUAAUUUUAGAAUGCAGCUUUUUGUGUAUUACCUUAAAUGCUCCUGUGCCAAUAAUGGGUCAUUAAAAAAUGAAUUUAUCAUUAAAAAAAGUAUAUAUCGAUGUAUAUGUGUCUACUAUUAAUGAGGAUUGAUUCUGAUAUUGUACGAUUAUUAAAUAUGUAAUCCUAAUUUAUUUUUAACGUUUUACACUGUUUUUAACAAUGAGAGUUUAAAAAUGAAGCAUAUUUGUUUUCUAUUGAAUCAUUAAGUAAUACUUGGGCGUUUAUGAUAGAUAUAUAUCUAUUUUUUUAAUAAGUUUCGAAUAUUUACGAGUUUAUCAUGACAGCGCUACACCGUAGCGUCUUCAUCGCAUCUGUUGUGACAAAAGCAACAUUACUAAUAGACAUUUUAGUUUUCAGUCGAUAGCAAUAUUAAAACAUUAUUUCUAGUCUCAAACAAUUAUAUUCGGUGCAAUGAAAUAUAUCGAAGUAAAGACUUAACAACUAAAUUAUACGAAAUAGCUUUACAAAUUCAAACAAUAUGUGCAAUUGAUUAAAAAUAUUCAUAUACACAACUGAUCUUUUUUCCAAUGAGCACUCGGCGGUCUAUCUUAGAUUUUAAACAUGCAGUAUGCUUAUCAUUAUUUUUAUAUGAGCGGAUCAUUAUUUAAGUUAUGUUUAAUAUUAGUUUUAAGUUCCAUGGCUGUAUUAAAAAGUGUUUCCCAAUGACUAUAAUUAUGAAUAUAUAUUCACUACGAUAGCUGUAAUUUAUUGUGAAAAAAUUAUGACAUUUAUUUAUAAUAAUAUAUUACCAGACCGGUUAUUUAUAUAAAAAGAUAUUUUUAAAUAUUUUAAAAUUGAUAAUUUUAAAACGAAAUGAAUAAUUAUUUUCAAGUUACAGCUCUUGUAGAGGAUAAUUAAUUUCGUUUAACCUAUUAUUUGAAAUGUAAAUAAACAACUGGAUAUAAUGGAUGAAGCGAAUGCUAAGAUCAAAGGAAAUGAAAUAGAGCAUUAUCCAUUAUAGUCAGAUUCCUAAGUUGUUGAAGUGGAUGUGUGUAUGACUAAUAAAAUAAUCCUUUAUUUUGGUAACAAAUUGGUGUUAUGAAAAUUUUGUGAAUAAAAUAUGGUGUCAUUCUGAA
This is a messenger RNA of Vanessa atalanta (red admiral), 7989 nucleotides long. RefSeq names its product ubiquitin carboxyl-terminal hydrolase 10-A-like (gene Usp10). Gene Ontology annotation, cellular component: nucleus; cytosol. Gene Ontology annotation, biological process: DNA damage response, signal transduction by p53 class mediator; regulation of autophagy; protein deubiquitination. Gene Ontology annotation, molecular function: cysteine-type deubiquitinase activity; cysteine-type endopeptidase activity. The transcript is spliced from 11 exons. Lineage: Eukaryota; Metazoa; Arthropoda; Insecta; Lepidoptera; Nymphalidae. The record is from RefSeq and is a predicted model, not a curated record. The coding region runs from base 377 to 3535 and encodes 1052 amino acids.